AUGCCAGUUAUCUGCAUUUCUCUCCUCAUGAGCUGUCACGCUGACAGCUCGAGAGGAGAGGAGAGCCGGGCACUGAUGAUCAGUGUGCCCUGAUGAUCAGUGCUGCCAUAGCAGUGCCACCUGUCAGUGCUCAUCAAUGCCACCUACCAGUGCCUAUCAGAGCCACAUAUCAGUGCCUACCAGUGCACAUCAGUGCCACAUAUCAGUGCCCAUCUGAUCUGCCAUUCAGUGUCACCUAUCAGUGCCAGUCAGUGCCGCCCAUCAGUGCCAGUCAGUGUCUCCUAUCAGUACGUAUCAGUGCCGCCUAUCAGUGCCAUAUAUGAGUGCUGCCUUUCAGUGCCCAUCAGUGAUGCCUGUCAAUGCCCAUCAGUGCCACCUACCAGUGCCUCCUCAUCAAUGCCCAUCAGAG
Messenger RNA from Staurois parvus, 409 nucleotides. NCBI's taxonomy places the organism in Eukaryota, Metazoa, Chordata, Amphibia, Anura, Ranidae. The record is from the annotation of a GenBank genome assembly.